Messenger RNA from Dioscorea cayenensis subsp. rotundata (Guinea yam), 1978 nucleotides. RefSeq lists its product as uncharacterized. The transcript is spliced from 2 exons. Bases 72 to 695 code for a protein of 207 amino acids. Lineage: Eukaryota; Viridiplantae; Streptophyta; Magnoliopsida; Dioscoreales; Dioscoreaceae. The record is from RefSeq and is a predicted model, not a curated record.
AAGCCAUAUUCAUUCAAAUAAAUCAAAAUACAACAAUAUGAUUUGCUUGGGUUUCUUAUGAAUACGAAGGGAUGAUGCAGGGCGACGUUCAUCUUUGCUUCUUGUCGGACGGCUUAGGUUUCUUUGCUCCAGUUGGUAUCUUGUCUUCCGCUCAUGAUGAAGUCAGAGAUUUUCCCUGGAUGUUUGGUGAUGAGACGGAGGAUGAAGAUGGGUUGUUGGCUCUGUUGGAGCAGUCUCCUUGGGAUGAGGAGGAGAUGAUGUAUCAUCAAGUGGCUCCAGGUGUUGAUAGUGAGUUGCUGCUUGUUGUUCAUUUCACACUGCGAGGAAGAGCUGUUAAACAGAAGUGGGCGUGGUCUGAGGCACAGUGGAUGAGCGGAUCGAGGGAUGGAACCAUGGAGGAGCAGAGGUUCACUCAUGAUAUCCAACCGGAGGAGAUCGGCAAGCAAAUGAAGGAGUGUGUUCGCCCUAUUGUUGUUCUUCUUGAUAAGAAAAGGAUGAGAAAAAGAGUUGGGAAUCGGGUGAAGAAUAGAUUAUCGUUGCGUAGGAGACUGGAGAACGAAUGGGUGGGGAGUGAGAUCGACCUAACGUUGAUCGUGUUGUGCUUCUUCUCCAGCAAGAAAUCAGUUGAGGUGAAGCGGGGCGCCCUCACUGGGCAUUGGAGGAGAAAAAGAAGAACACGGUGCUGGAUUUCUUGAAAGGCUCUAUUGCGAUGAAACUUUGCUCUCGCAUAGGUGGCUUUUGUGACUCGUGAUGAGAGAAUUCCUAAGUUUGUUAGCUCGGGGGAAUCGGGUGAAGAAUAGAUUAUCGUUGCGUAGGAGACUGGAGAACGAAUGGGUGGGGAGUAAGAUCGACCUAACGUUGAUCGUGUUGUGCUUCUUCUCCAGCAAGAAAUCAGUUGAGGUGAAGCGGGGCGCCCUCACUGGGCAUUGGAGGAGAAAAAGAAGAACACGGUGCUGGAUUUCUUGAAAGGCUCUGUUGCGAUGAAACUUUGCUCUCGCACAGGUGGCUUUGUGACUCGUGAUGAGAGAAUUCCCAAGUUUGUUAGCUCGGUGGUGUUGUCGAUAUUGGCUACGUACGGUGGAGAUACUGGAUGUGGUGGAGCUUUGUUUCCACGAUCGUGGAGUUGUGGCCUCAUCAAUGGUGGGUGAGCACUGUUUCCACAGUGUCAUUGAUGAGCCAGUCCCUCACGCGCUGUCGACCGGCAGCCACCCCAGAUACCGGAAAGGAACCGUUAGUUGGGAGAGAGCUCGAUUUCCCGGGCGCGUGCGUCCAACGAGGGUUGACACAUCAAGAGCGAUGGGCUCGAGGCUUUAGUUUGUUGACUUGUGGUGCGUUUGGUCUCUGAAGGUGCAGAGUGCUAAGAUCGAGACCUCUGACAAGUUUGCGGAGUCCGAGAUCUGGGAGACCAAGGUGAUGAAGUCGGGGGAGGUGAAAAGGCAUAUAUUUUUCUUGCAGAGACAGCUCUCUUUGGAUUUACGUGUGGACGUGGCCAAGUUUCAGAUGGCCAUACAUGUUGACUCAGAGGUUAGGCUGAGUUGGUGUUUGGGCCCUGAGCCGCUCUUGCACAGUGAGUUUUUGAGUCAUAGGGGUACUUUGCUGUUGGGUGAAAUGAGUCGUGUGAUGGGCCAGAGAAGGGGCAAGACCUUGGGUGUUAAGUUGGAAAGCUUCUUUCAACAAGUCAAGAGCUGUGCUACUUGUGUUGGGCUAGACCCGGGAACAAAUGUUGAUUCUGUUUGUGGUUUGUUUCUUGGAUCAACACUUGUUUCAACGGUUGGGUUUGAAACUGGGCUAGGUGUUGGGUCCGAUAUUGCCGCUGCAAACAUUACCAAGGAGAUGUUUGAUGACUCCAUUGCCACAGUUCGUUGCAGUCUGGAGUUAUUGCAACAGAGGAAGUACUGGGGGAAUGAGCGAGGGCCGAGGAGGCAUAUGAUCAGAUCAUGGGCUAGUUGAGAGUUGGUCACCAGGGGGCAGAGAAAGG